Metopolophium dirhodum (rose-grain aphid) is the source of this 1098-nucleotide messenger RNA. Its product is annotated as prostasin-like. The record is from RefSeq and is a predicted model, not a curated record. Gene Ontology annotation, biological process: proteolysis. The transcript has 6 exons. NCBI's taxonomy places the organism in Eukaryota, Metazoa, Arthropoda, Insecta, Hemiptera, Aphididae. Gene Ontology annotation, molecular function: serine-type endopeptidase activity. The annotation marks the transcript as partial.
UAUAUUAUAUUAAAUAAUCUGCAGCACGCCGCUUGCGGUACAAGAGUAGUAUCUCAUCAGUUGAACCAAAGGAGAUGGCCGCAGACCAAAAUCAUUGGAGGCUCGACUACUCCAUACGGAGCAUAUCCUUGGCAGGUAGAAUUACAAGCAUACAAAGAUGGAUGGGAACAUCACUGCGGAGGAGCAUUAAUUUCCGAGACUAUAGCCUUAACGGCCGCCCAUUGCUUGAAAGACUUUAAAAAAUCCCAACUGCGUAUUAUUGUUGGUAAACAUAAUUUAGCAAAAAACGAUAAACAUGAAAAAACAUAUAGAGUACAAAAGGCAUUAGUACAUCCUGAAUUUAGAAAAGACGGACCACACAGCCACGACAUAGCGAUAUUAAAAAUUAAUUCAUUGAACAGUAAAGGAGUAAAAUUUGAUUCGCACGUGCAACCAAUAUGUUUGCCGGAUUACUAUACGAAACCCAAAGACGUAGAUUGGUGUACCGUAACCGGCUGGGGAGCACAAAAACAAGACGAUAUGACAAGUUUAUCCAAAGUGUUGCAAGCUGCGUCAGUACCCCUGCUAGAUUUGGAAACCUGCCGACACGAAGAUGUAUAUGGAGGUCGACACCAGUUCAUAUUGGACAGUAUGUUAUGUGCGGGAAGUUUAGAAGGAGGAGUAGACGCUUGUGGAGGUGAUUCUGGAGGACCACUGGCCUGUCAAGUGAAUGGAAAAUUUAUAUUGACAGGUGUGGUAUCGUGGGGUGAUGGAUGCGGCAAAAAAAAUAGGCCUGGUGUGUACACACGUGUGUCAUACUACACAGAGUGGUUAAAAAAAGUUAUGACAGAACUAGAGAAUAGUUGAACUACUUGAUAAAAAAAAACUCAGUGAUUCUUUGAAGUAUAAUUAAAUUUUAUAAUGUAGAAUAAAAUUGUAUGUAAUAUAUAUGUAAAUUGUUAUAAUGUACAUAUUACCUAUAUAUUUUUUGUAAAUAAUGUAAAUCAUGCAAAUUAAAUAAUGUACAGCUAUUGAAUAUUUGAAUAUAAUAUUAUAUACAGCUAUAGACUAUAGUUAUAACAAAGCAAUAUGUAAAUAUGAAAUAAUUAAAAUUGUACU